Pyricularia oryzae 70-15 is the source of this 333-nucleotide messenger RNA. RefSeq lists its product as uncharacterized. Lineage: Eukaryota; Fungi; Ascomycota; Sordariomycetes; Magnaporthales; Pyriculariaceae. The transcript has a single exon. Bases 1 to 255 code for a protein of 84 amino acids. The record is from RefSeq and is a predicted model, not a curated record.
AUGUCAACCAGAACCUACACCGUGGCGGCCGACUACGUCAGCCUCGACGACCUCCUGGCUGACGUUGUCCGAGAGCAGAGGAAGACGGCGCUCUCGCAGACCUGGCACCGCGGCUGGCUCUCCUGGGAGUCGUGGCGGCUUUGGUUGGCGUCGCGUUCGUCGUCGUCCCUGGACGUUGAUGUCGAGGCGGCUGGUUGGCUGGUCAACAACGUGGAUGGCCUGCUGUCGAAUGAUCGCGCUGGAAACAUGGCCUGAAAGAUCGUACGAUGGCGUCUUGACUAUUCACUUUUAGCCCUUUUUUUGGAAAGCUGACCGGCUGGGUAGCUAGACUAC